CCCUGUUCCAACUAGAUAACAAUUUUUCAAUUCAUUCAAGGUUAUUAAAAUCAUGACAAUUGCUUUACGAGCGCUUUCCUCUUUAGUCGUCCCUUUUGUUGGUACUGCAAUUUGCCGGUUUCAAACUACUGCAAUAAAAAUGGUUGAUAACAAUCCAGAUUACAAGAGUGCUACAUCUAUUCACGAAUUCACCGUGAAAAAUAUCAAAGGCGAAGAUGUGAAGUUGGAUGUUUACAAGGGGCAUGUAUGUGUAAUUGUAAAUGUUGCAUCCCAAUGUGGCCUUACCGCAAAUAAUUACAAGCAACUCAACGAGCUCUACGAACAAUACGGCGAGAGCAAAGGUCUUCGUAUCCUGGCAUUCCCUUGCAACCAAUUUGCUGGACAAGAACCAGGAGGCUCUGAUGAAAUUUGCAGUUUUGCAGAGAAACGCAAUGUGAAGUUUGAUUUGUUUGAAAAAAUUGAUGUCAAUGGCGAUACAGCGAGUCCACUUUGGAAAUUUUUAAAGCACAAGCAAGGUGGUACUUUGGGCAAUUUCGUCAAAUGGAACUUCACUAAAUUCAUCGUUGACAAGGAUGGCGUACCGGUAGAACGCCAUGGCCCACAAACUGACCCCAUAGAUUUGGUGAAAUCUCUUGAGAAGUACUGGUGAAUGGAAGAGAAACUGGAUAGUUGUGUUAUUUUUAGGAUUAUGCUGUUACUUAAUAAUGCUUUUAAAAUGUGGAUAGUGUAGUUGUUGUUUUUAUUGAAAUAUUAUAUGUAUUUAUUAGAGGUAUGCCAGAUGUUCGUGAUCA
Ostrinia nubilalis (European corn borer) is the source of this 791-nucleotide messenger RNA. RefSeq lists its product as uncharacterized. NCBI's taxonomy places the organism in Eukaryota, Metazoa, Arthropoda, Insecta, Lepidoptera, Crambidae. Gene Ontology annotation, molecular function: glutathione peroxidase activity. The transcript has 4 exons. Gene Ontology annotation, biological process: response to oxidative stress. The coding region runs from base 53 to 649 and encodes 198 amino acids. The record is from RefSeq and is a predicted model, not a curated record.